GCCAAUCUCAUCGAACCAACCAAUGGCCUCCAUCCAUCCAAACAGUAGCAGCUUGGCCAGGCCGCGGCCGGGACGGCUAGCUGCCGUGCCAGAGGGGAGCACGGACGGCGCCAAAGCUGACCACCCGACGGUGGUGGGACUCUACCGCGACCAGAUCCAGGCCGUCGACCUGUCCGUCGUGCGGAGAAGAUCGACUAUCUUCGGUCAUGGCGGAUCCAGCAGCUCCAGUGCUUCGAAUUCCUGCCCGUCCAGCAACUCCGGCUACUCCUCCGGUUCAGCGUCCGCCGUUGCGCUGGAGUGCUUGGGCAACCCAGAGCUCCAGAGGAUUGCUCGCCAAAUGAUCCGCGACGGGUACACCUGGCACAUGGUCCAAGCAUUCAACGGCGCAUCUCCUGCACCAGCACUCAUAUCCGGUGGUAGCCCCGGCCAUGCCCUGGAUAGUUGGUUCUCGGAACUCGACGUCGACUGGGUUCUCCAAAUCGACGACGAGCAAGGCUUACGGCAGCUGCUUCGAGACAAGCCGGCGACGACGCAAGACUUGGUCAACAAGUGGAUCCGGGCUCUUACAGUAAUUGCCGCCAAUAUCACUGAGUUGUUGUUGGGCUUCUACACUAUGCCGGCUGUCCUACUGUUUGGCAAAGCGAGCAUCACGGAGUUGUUUGAUGUCGUGGAUGUCAUCAUCACCGUUCUCGAAGCGGAGAAACUGCGAGCCGUGCUUGACAUGUUUACCUGCGUCUGUCGUGAGUUGCACAUCUUAAGCAUUUGCAACGAGAUAGGUGGCCCGUUCAAGAGACAAGCAAACAGGCUAAGCGAGGUCAUAGCAAGCACGAUAGAGGAGGUGAGGACACACGUGGAGGAAGAUGACUCAUGGGCUAUCGACAUCCCACGAGGAGGAGGUGAGGUGCACAACAACACUCGGUUCAUCAUGGAUUGCAUACUAUCCAUGAUGAAUGCACAUACUUCAACGGAAAACUCAGCACCGAGCCACAACUCUGAAAACCUUGGUGCCCUGAUCGAUGGCACAAUCGAUUAUCUCAAGGGUUUGCUCUUCACAAAAUCGGAGUCAUGCUCGGAUCAAAGCCUCCGGUAUCUGUUCUUGCUCAAUAAUUCCUAUUUCAUAUCUCAUGUGGUGUCUGGAUCAUCAGGAUCUUUCAUUUAUAAGAACAUCCCAUCUAGACUUCCACCUGAAUGUAAGAAGUACAUGGAUAAUUAUCUCGAUGUUUCUUGGGGACAUAUGUUCUCCUGCAUGCCGAAAUCGAGAUUCCCUGGACCAAUCCAUUGUUGGAUCAACACCUCUUCACUGGCGAAGUUUGAGUCUGCAUUUCACAAAACAUACCAGGCUCAGAAGUUCUGGAAGGUUCCGGACCCUAAGCUCAGAGAGGCAUUGCGGAGAGCUAUUACCGAAAGAGUCAUUUCAGGUUACCGCGACUACCUAGAGGAGCAUCGGGAGUUAAAGAAACACGUUGGCCGCAAAAGCAGCAGUCCUGAAGUUUUGGAGGAGAUGUUGGGACAGCUAUUUGAAGGGUGAAAGCUGCUCCAGGCAUCAAACAGAGUCACCUGACAAAUCAGAAGCUGGAGUGAUGUUUCACCGUUGUAUUUGGAUUCUAUUUUCCCCGUUCCUUUUGUGGUGAAGCUGUAUUCUGAAUUCUGUUGGCAGCUUAAUAAGCGUCAGAUACUGUAUCAACUGGGCACCUGCUGCGGCUGUUUUAAAUUUGAUUUCCUGAUUCCAUUUCCAUGUCAAAUAUUACUUCCA
Triticum dicoccoides is the source of this 1753-nucleotide messenger RNA. RefSeq names its product exocyst complex component EXO70A1-like. Gene Ontology annotation, biological process: exocytosis. Gene Ontology annotation, molecular function: phosphatidylinositol-4,5-bisphosphate binding. Bases 23 to 1528 code for a protein of 501 amino acids. Gene Ontology annotation, cellular component: exocyst. The transcript has a single exon. NCBI's taxonomy places the organism in Eukaryota, Viridiplantae, Streptophyta, Magnoliopsida, Poales, Poaceae. The record is from RefSeq and is a predicted model, not a curated record.